AUUAAGUUUUAGGCGCAGCGGUACGGUGGUCAACUUUUAAAACUGUCUUUUUAAAGACAAUCUGUGUGUUAAUAAUGCCUUUGUUUUACAUAUUUUUAUUAUAUACAUAUAUAUUGACCGAUUUUUAUAGUUAAAAUAAAUCAUUUUCUAGACAUGCGAUACGCCAAAGGCGCAAGAUUAGCCGACGUCAAAAUAUUUUAUGUAAUUUUUUUUGUAUCGUAUGUAUAAUGUUUGUAUACAUUUUAGAAAAAAAAACCGCGUAACGACCUGGGGACGGACAUAAUUACUUUCUUUAAUUUAAAUUGUUUACGGAAAACUACCCUACAAUUAAAUCAAAAUACACCUGAAGGUGCGUGCAUUCUUUAACUUAAGUGUAUAUUGUAAAUGGCUGGUUUUUUGUGCAACUUUUUCCCCAGAGCCAUUAAGUUAACUUAAAUUCUAUUAAUUUGUGAUUACACAUUAUUUUAUUUUAUAAAUAUUAUUCACCGGAUGCACGCCCACAUUGUUUGUGACCCAAUAGAUUUUAACUUAAUAAUGACGGAAUUUUUAAAUGUGGAUUAUUGUUAAAUUUUAAGAACACUAUUUUUGGGGAGGACUUUGCGAAGACCCGGUGUUCCGUUUUUGCCCCGAGCUUAUGCCAAGAAAGCGACGAUAGGGCGGGCCGUUUUCCGAUGCAGAGGGAAUGCGACAAUGAUGUGGCCCUAGACUAAGAGGGAUGUCCUUCCAGCUCUUCGAAGUCGCCAGAAGUCCACCAAAAAAAAACAAGUGUUCUUUCCCCCACUUAGUUUUAAGGGUUCACCUUUAUUUUCAGGAAUUUUUGUACCACCAUUUCGUUUCUUUUGCUUUUCAACCUUUUUUUGACAACCCUUAACUUUAUACCACUAGGUCCGAGGUCGGACCUCUACGGGGGAGGGGCAGCUGUAACGAUCAUAUUUCACCUGACCGUUACUUCGCGUCCCAAACCUACUGACACAGCACCCCCGACUAUAGGUAGGGCAACGGUCGCACACACAGGACAAUGCACGUCGCGUAUCAUCUAAUUAACCAGUUGACUUUACCAUCACGAACCGCCAAUAUCCUCGACCUUGCGCUCUAUAUUUUUGCCGUUUUACUACAAGCCGCCCAUCCGACUAUCUUUUGUGUGCGUCCGUUUCAGCUCCGCUUUGACCAACCAUUUCAUCGUUCAACCCAGGUCAGAGUGUAUAUAUAUAAAUAUAUAUAUUGUAUAAUUUUGUAUUUUAUUUAGAAACCCUAAUUUAGAAUAAAACAUCUUGUAGCCUGCAGCUGAGAGUUAGAUUAUUUAACAGUGUGACCGCCCGUUCUAGCUCCUCGGGCGAUAUAUUAAGUUAAUAAGGGAGACUUUAAGGCCAAUUAGACGUAGACAGCGGCCUAGCCAACCGUUUUCCCGUGGAGAUCCGUCUAUUUUAGCCUUAUCGACGGCCACUUUGCCUAGUCUAGUCAGACACGCACGGUGUGGAUGAAAUCGAUCAUACUCAACUCUUGGUCAGCGACAUAAGCAACCUCUAUCUAAGCAACAGCUUUUCAGAUGUUGAUUUGGUUGUAGAAGGAAAACAAUUGUGUGCCCAUCGUGUUGUAUUAGCCUCUCGCAGUGAAUAUUUUAGGAUGCCAUUAUACGGAAGCCCUAAAAAGUCUGGUCGGGCCUUGAUGAAAAGUAAUGUAGCUCCAGUAACCAUAUUAAAAAUGGAAUUUUUAUACUGGUCGAAUAAAUUUAAACGUUCUACAGGGUAUAGAUGUUUCCGAAUUACUUAGUAUUUCAGUUUUAUUUGGUUUUUCAAACUUAAAUAUUUCACUACGCGAGUAUUUGUUAUACGACAUUGAAGUACACAGUAAAGAGUAAAACGACCAUACUGAAUUCUUGGUCAGCGACAUAAGCACCCUAUAUCUAAGCGAAAGGAGAGCAUUUUACGGAGGCCUUAGAGAAGCCAAUCAGUCUACGAUGGAAAUUAAUGAAGUCCCAUUAACCACAUUUAAAAUACUUCUUGAAUAUAUUUAUACUGGUCGAAUAAAUUUAAGUGAUCUAGAGGGUAGUGAGAUUUUCGAACUAAGACGUGUUUCGGAUUUAUUUAGCUUUUUAAACUUAAAACACUUACUAGGCGAGUAUUUGAAAAAAAAAAUAGAAGUACACAAUGUAUGUUCGUUCUUUGAUAUGACACGGCUUUAUCAAUACAAGGAUCUUGAAGUCGAAUGAAUCAACUUUAUUGAUAUCCAUGCUUUGGAUGUAAUGCAAACAGAUGAUUUUCUUUCUUUGUCAUCAGAAGCUCUUCAUGAAAUCUUAAAACGUGACUCGUUUUGUGCUAAUGAAUUAGUUAUAUUCCGUAUGGUUUGUCGCUGGAUCAAUGAGAACCAAAUCGACGUGGAUCCUGAUACUAAAAUCAGAGUUUUAUCGGCCGUCAGGUAUCCGUUAAUGAGUGAUGAAGAACUGUCCGAGGCUAGGAAAUCACAAGUGGGCAGUACAGUUUCUAAUGUCAUACAAUUUAAAAACACGUGGUCACCAGAUGAGCCUAAACUUCGCGGACAACUAAAACCCGAUGUGAAUCUUAUUAAUGAGUCUCAGAGUUAUCCUCCAAUCCGUGGCAAUGAUGGCGGUACUUAUAUGUUAACGUUGGACCAUCCUUCAUUUAUAAACUAUAUUGAAUUAUUGUUAUCAGAUGGAAUUGCCACGAAUCCAAAGUUUUACUCUUAUUACAUUGAAGUUUCACUCGAUGAGCGCCAAUGGAUAAAUGUUUUAGAUCACUCAAAUUAUAAUUGUCGAUCAAUUCAAAAAUUGUGGAUUCAUCCACGCAUGGUUCGGUAUAUACGCUUCGUUGGAACCAAAAGAACCUCCUAUGUGCUUUUUAAAAUUAGGGAUGUCAGUUACAAUAAACGCGAAAUGCACAUGGUGGAAAUCGUAAAUGGAUUAGUCGGAUGCUGCUUUGGGGUGGCAAUGACCAAGCCUACGGUUACAAAAUUGAAGCCUCUGUUGAUAAUGAAUAUUGGGAAAUCCUUGAAGACAAAUCUGAGGAGCUGGCACGAUCUUGGCAGGUGUUGA
This is a messenger RNA of Adelges cooleyi (spruce gall adelgid), 3049 nucleotides long. RefSeq names its product BTB/POZ domain-containing protein 9-like. Gene Ontology annotation, biological process: adult locomotory behavior; circadian behavior; modulation of chemical synaptic transmission. The transcript is spliced from 11 exons. The coding region runs from base 2243 to 3049 and encodes 268 amino acids. Lineage: Eukaryota; Metazoa; Arthropoda; Insecta; Hemiptera; Adelgidae. The record is from RefSeq and is a predicted model, not a curated record.